CAAGCUGGAGUAGCUCCAUCAAUCGCUGCCGCAAGCCUGCAGUGCGUCACGCUCACGCGACACGCACCGCUCCGCCUCCUUCUCCUUCUCCUUCUCCUUCUCCUUCUCCAGCGCAUAUAUACGGCGGAUACGGGCAUGGUGACAAGCACAUAGUACGCAGCGCAGAGGUCCACCAAGGAUGGCGCCCAAGGUUCAGAACCGGUGCCCGAGUCCGACGGCCGUGCUCCUGCUGGGCGCCUGCCUCGCCGCCGCGGUGGCAGCGCUCGGUGCCGCAGACCACGACGCCACGGCCAGCAGGCCGCCGCCGGUGCCGCUGCCUGGCGACGGAGGCGCCCGGCGCGUCCUCGUCGCCAACGGGCUCGGGCUGACGCCGCAGAUGGGGUGGAACAGCUGGAACCAUUUCCAGUGCGGCAUCAACGAGGCGGUCGUCCGGCGCACCGCUGAUGCGCUCGUCGCCACCGGACUUGCAAAGGCUGGCUACAAGUACGUCAACUUAGAUGACUGCUGGGCGGAUUACCAAAGAAACAAAGAGGGAUACAUGGUCGCUAAUCCCAAGACAUUCCCGUCCGGAAUCAAGGCCCUGGCAGAUUAUGUUCACAGCAAGGGGCUUAAGCUUGGCAUCUACUCUUCAGCUGGGACAAGAACUUGCAGCAACAGGAUGCCCGGAUCUCUGGGCCACGAGGACAAGGAUGCUAAAACGUUUGCGUCAUGGGGUGUUGACUACUUGAAGUAUGACAACUGCUACAGAGACGGCACGCCUGAAACCGUGAGGUUUGGGCGCAUGUCUCGCGCGCUGAAGAACUCUGGCCGCCCAAUCUUCUUCUCACUUUGCGAAUGGGGCUACAUGGAAGUGCCCAAAUGGGGUGGCAUGUACGGCAACAGCUGGAGGACCACCGGCGACAUCAACGACACUUGGUCAGGCAUGCUGGACAACAUCGACCGGAACGACGCCUACGCCCGGUACGCCAAGCCUGGCGGUUGGAACGACCCUGACAUGCUGGAGGUCGGGAACGGAGGGAUGGCGUACGACGAGUACGUCGUGCACUUCAGCCUCUGGGCCAUCGCCAAGGCUCCCCUGGUAAUCGGCUGCGACUUGACGAGAGUUUCCAAGGAGACGCUGGGGAUCCUCUCCAACGCAGAGGUCAUCGCGAUUAACCAAGAUCGGAUGGGUGUCCAGGGGAAGAAAGUGAAGAAGUAUGGCAACGAUCUCGAGGUAUGGGCUGGGCAGCUCUCCCGCCACAGGAAGGCGGUGCUGCUGCUCAACCGGGGGACGACGAGCUCCGCGUCCAUCACGGCGGCAUGGCCGGACGUCGGCAUCCGCCGCGGCGUCACCGUCGAGGCCAGGGACGUCUGGAAGCACGAGACGCUCCCGGGCAGGUUCACCGGCAGCCUCACGGCGGUGGUCGGGCCGCACUCGUGCAAGCUCUUCGUCCUCACGCCCGUUCCUCGCUGACGACGGCGCCGCUGGAGAGAUCCAUCCGUCGAUGUGGCCGUGGAUGUGGAUCCUGCUAGAAGCUAAACGUGUAUGAUUGCAGAUUCUUAUCGUGUUGUGACUGCUCCGACAACAAGAGCCCACCAGCAUCUGUCGGUGAUUUGGUAGUGAAUAGUGAUUUGACAUGGUGCAAGUGCAACGCUCAGAUUGGAGAUCGAAUCCAACAUGCCGAAUAAAUUAGACCAACAACUUCCCUACCCUACCCAUAUACAUGCAGUUGCUCGCCACCAUCGAAAGAACAGAGCAAUUCAAACCUGUUAGCGCCGUUUCA
Messenger RNA from Sorghum bicolor (sorghum), 1763 nucleotides. Its product is annotated as alpha-galactosidase. NCBI's taxonomy places the organism in Eukaryota, Viridiplantae, Streptophyta, Magnoliopsida, Poales, Poaceae. The record is from RefSeq and is a predicted model, not a curated record. Gene Ontology annotation, molecular function: hydrolase activity, hydrolyzing O-glycosyl compounds. Gene Ontology annotation, biological process: carbohydrate metabolic process. The coding region runs from base 179 to 1453 and encodes 424 amino acids. The transcript is spliced from 15 exons.